CCAAAGAUGUCAUUGGAAGAAGAAAUGACAAGAUUUCAGCGUGAAGAACUUUUCAAACAUAACGCAUUACGAAAUUGUAAACAGAAACUGGCUGUCACAGUUAAGACAACGAGCGUCCCCAAUCAAGUUUUUGGCGACGAAUAUAUACCGAUUGAACAUGUAUUAGGUUCUAAUAAGAAAAAAAAUCGGCUUCUCAAUCCUUAUGUUUUACGUUUGCGAAGAAAAUUACCUUUUCAAAGUUACAAGCUACAUAGAAUUGAAACGGUGACUGGAAUCAUAUGGGGGGCCUUUGACACAAAACGAUCGACUUUCAAUGAAAGUUUUAAAAAACAUAAUGUACCAAGAAGGAAAGGUAAUGUUCAGGACUGGUCCACUAAGAUUGAUACUAUUUCUGCAUUUGACUACGGCAAUGGCAUAGAUAUAAUAAAUCCUAAACUACUCGAAUUUUCAUCAAAAACGAAGCCCAUCAAUCUGGAUGAUUACGAUGAACGGAACCAUAUCGAAGGAGGUGGAAAAGACUAUUAUGAAGCUCGUUUACACAAUUACAAUGAAAAUUUCUCGGAAUUGAAAAGUAGACAUGUUCUUUCAAACAGAUCUUUAGAGCGAAUAAACCAUAAAAGAUUUAAUAAAAAAUUAAACAAGAAAGAAAUAACAGAAAGAAAUUAUGCCUUUGAUAAAAAUAACAAAAACGACAUGGUUGUAUUAGACGUUAGACGUCAGUCUACUAAUCCAAGCUAUAAUAUUAAUUUCGAUUGGUCAAACAACUCGGACAACAACAAGGACAUCGAAACCGAAAAAUAUUUCAAAACACAAAUAUUAGAUAACAGUAUUUUAGGACAAGGUAAUAUUACAAACGAAGAGUACGAGUUAGCCCUUUAUAAAAUUAGUGAUCCCGAUUUGUGGUGUUCUGCUCAAGUGCAACUUUAUGAAAAAAUAACAUCUCCCGAAGGAAAAAUAUUGUGGAAUGACCUAACGAAGCACAGCAUAGCAAGCGUAAGUACAACAUAUCCUAAUUGGUCCAAUCAAGAUGUUAACAUACAAUAUAAAUCAAUUGAGGUGAUGACUAGAGAUGAUUUUUAUCUUGCUUCCGAAAGUUUAUGUUUGAUCGUACCUAUGAAAUCAGGUAAGCUUGGUGAUUUUAUAAUUGUGCCAUCGGACGAUAUCAUAGCACUAAAUGGUCAAAAAGAUGUCAAUAAGCGAAAUGAUAAUACUUUUGGCGUUGGUGAGACUCCAGCUAUAGAAGGCAGUGGACAGGUCCGCCGUAGAGUAGCAGUUAGAACAUCAAGGGCGCUGAUAGGCGGAAAUUUUAAAAAAUUCAAAAUUAUUACUCGAGGAUCUGAUCGUUUUCUCAAAUUUCCUCACACGAAACCUCAUCAAACGCAAAUUGACGUAGAAGUAAGGGCUGAUGAUAAUGAGCUCGUUUUGGUUGGAGUUGAAAUUCGUGAAUGCACACCCAAGUUAAUAUACGCAAGCACUCAAAUAAGAGAUGGUGAAAGCACAUUAGAAGGGCCGGUGCUUUUUCCUCCAAGGCACACCCAGAGUUUCCGCCUUGAUCUUCCUUUAACAAUUCCUGUCGACAACGCUCAUUGCACCGUGGCUUUGGUAAAUGAAAAUGAAGAAGCAGUGGCAGUUCGGGAUGUUAAAAUCAAAAGAGACGACCGUUGCUUUUGUGUUUGGCAUUGUGACUGCGUCUGCUUGAGUGAAGAUUCCAAUCUUUUGUGCCGGCCCUUAUCGGAAGCCCAACUACUUGCGGCAGGGCUUUCGACGCAGAUGAAAUCGCGCCAUAUUCGUUCAGUCUGCUAUAAGGACGUGAUGACACUAAAUCUAUUUGUGAUGUUUGUAGGCGUGCUUCUAGCAUUGUUACUUCUAGGUUAUGCAUGCAUAUUCUUAUUACUCCCAUUUCGUAUGAUAAAAGCCAGCCUUGGUAUAAUAUUUAGCUGCGUGGGUUCGUUUGGCCUUGACUUGUUGAUACAAACGCCAAGAAAGCUCGACCAGUACUACGAGGAUUAUCUUAAAUGUCGAACUGUGGUAUAUGAUGACGAGGGCUGGCCCAUUCAUCCUGAUACGAAACAGCGAAGUGUUCGACUUAUUAGCAAACCGAUGGAGUUCAUCUUAAAUUUAAUAUUUUUUAUCACAUUACCGUGCCUUUUGAUUUGUGAUGCACUUAAGAAAGUUGUAUCGUUCUAUAAUACUACCGAAAAGAAAUUUGACGAGAAAUACAUACAAAGAGACACCAAGAAAUGUUUUAGUUCCCGUGACGUGCAGGUAAGACAGUUUAAAAGUAAAUACUUCCUUUUAUCGAACAGCAAGGAAUUGCACUCCUACAUAUUUGCAAUUUAUAUAUGGUAAAGGGAAAAGUAAAAUUUGUCGAUUUUAGUUUAAAUCCCAGUGCAAUUCCUGGCUAUUUUUAGAGUCUC
Messenger RNA from Vanessa tameamea, 2417 nucleotides. RefSeq lists its product as uncharacterized. The coding region runs from base 7 to 2349 and encodes 780 amino acids. Lineage: Eukaryota; Metazoa; Arthropoda; Insecta; Lepidoptera; Nymphalidae. The record is from RefSeq and is a predicted model, not a curated record. The transcript has 14 exons.